This is a messenger RNA of Vigna umbellata (rice bean), 572 nucleotides long. RefSeq names its product late embryogenesis abundant protein Lea5-like. The record is from RefSeq and is a predicted model, not a curated record. Gene Ontology annotation, biological process: response to stress. Gene Ontology annotation, cellular component: mitochondrion. NCBI's taxonomy places the organism in Eukaryota, Viridiplantae, Streptophyta, Magnoliopsida, Fabales, Fabaceae.
CAUAUAACAUGUCUCCUUCUCUCUCGCAAGCCAAAUCUCUACGUCUCCUUCUUCCUCAAUCUAUCUCACUAUUUCCUUUUCAUCGGCGAGGUUAUGCAGUUGCGGCUGAUGUUUCGGCUAGAGUUGGAUUGGGUAAUAAUAUUGGGCGUAGGAGUGGAAUCGUGGGAGGCGCAGAAGAAAAGCCCAUGACGAGAGAUGGUGCAAAAGCCUAUUCAGAUUGGGCCCCGGAUCCAGUAACGGGUGACUACAGGCCCAUCAACCACACCCCUGAAAUUGACCCGGUGGAGCUCCGACGGAUGUUGCUUAACCACAAGUUCGACUCACCACAGUAGAGUUGAAAAAGGAAGUGCUUCAAAGGGAAACCAUAAUAUGCCCAAAUUUCACCUAGGAAUUGGCUUGGUAGCGUAACCUUGUGUUGUCGUUGUUCCAAAAUAUGAAAUAAAAAACGCGUUUUGUUAAAGUACGGUAAACAGUUUAAGUUAAAUUAUGUCGUAUGUACUCGAAAUAAGUGCUAUAUUCAUUUCUGCUUAUCUUUCUGGGUUAAAGUUUAAUAGAUAUAUUUUUUAUUAUAU